AUGGCAGUUUUUUUUCCUGGUUGGUACAAAUGCAAUACUGAUGGAGCCUCAAAAGGAAAUCCUUGUCCUAGCUCAUUAGGCUUUUGUGUGAGGAAUGAUGAGGGUGAUGCGGUGUAUGCAAAGGCAGUAUACCUGGGGGUGACAACUAAUGUGGUGGUUGAAUCUAAGGCUAUUCUUCAAGGUUUGGAAUACUGUGUGGAGCAUGAUCUUCACCCUCUCAUAUUGGAGACUGAUUCAUUAGUGAUGAAGAAAGUGAUAGAAGGGGAAUUGGAUCCUCCUUGGCUAAUUGCAAAUGAUGUGAAGAAAAUUAUAGAGAUGAAGGAAAACUUCCAAGUACAUCUGAGUUUCACUCAUUCUCUGGAGUGCCUAGUGCAGGGAGGAGGUUGA
Messenger RNA from Nicotiana attenuata, 387 nucleotides. Its product is annotated as 14.7 kDa ribonuclease H-like protein. Gene Ontology annotation, molecular function: RNA-DNA hybrid ribonuclease activity; nucleic acid binding. The transcript has 2 exons. The record is from RefSeq and is a predicted model, not a curated record. NCBI's taxonomy places the organism in Eukaryota, Viridiplantae, Streptophyta, Magnoliopsida, Solanales, Solanaceae. The coding region runs from base 1 to 387 and encodes 128 amino acids.